This is a messenger RNA of Diprion similis, 2634 nucleotides long. RefSeq names its product alpha-1D adrenergic receptor (gene 5-HT2A). The record is from RefSeq and is a predicted model, not a curated record. NCBI's taxonomy places the organism in Eukaryota, Metazoa, Arthropoda, Insecta, Hymenoptera, Diprionidae. Gene Ontology annotation, biological process: serotonin receptor signaling pathway; G protein-coupled receptor signaling pathway, coupled to cyclic nucleotide second messenger; chemical synaptic transmission. Gene Ontology annotation, molecular function: G protein-coupled serotonin receptor activity; neurotransmitter receptor activity; serotonin binding. Gene Ontology annotation, cellular component: membrane; dendrite. The coding region runs from base 210 to 2153 and encodes 647 amino acids. The transcript is spliced from 7 exons.
AUGUGGAGCUCGUUGAGGAGCUUUCAAGAAUCGGUAAUAAAGUGUGUCAGUCUAACCAGGGAAGAAAAAUUCGAAAUGAAGCCACUGCAAGGGAGGUAAAUACUGUUUGAAAUAAGGAAAGGCUCGAUCAACUGGAAAGGAGGAUCGGCGAUAAGCAUGCGCAGGCUGAGAGGAGCGACUGGCAACAAUGUGACAUUGUUGAGACAAAGAUGUUGAUGAGCGGUGGGAACCUAUCGACCAGUUUAACGAGCAACUUAACUACGGUGCUUCGGCAUGUGACAAACUGCAACGACACUCCUUUCAACGGUUGCUUGUCUGGCUGCAGUCUCGGACAGGGUGCUACCGAUUUUGGUACCUCCCUAUGGGCGCCGUAUGAUCACUUUUGCACCGUUGAAUACGACUCGGCCCUGUUAUGCAGACCCUGUGACUACCUCGACUGUGACGUUAACGUCUCCCUGGUCCUCAGUGGCCUCGAAAACGUCGAGGGAACGUUCCUCACCCAGUUCCCCAUGCUCAGGGACUGCAACUCCACGGUGCUUCAAGAGUUGCUCGAGUGUUCAGCAACGAACGACCCAACGCUCUCGGACAUACCUGUGACGUGUACGCGUCGCUUACAGCGUCCAUCCUGGAGCGUCAAAGGCAAACGGUUGGACUGGACUUUCCUCUUCGUCGCAGUUUUCAUAGUCGCUGGUGGCCUUGGCAACAUCCUCGUCUGUCUGGCCAUUGCUCUGGAUCGUCGACUCCAUAACGUGACAAACUACUUCCUCCUCUCACUCGCGGUGGCGGAUCUCCUCGUCAGCCUCUUCGUCAUGCCUCUGGGCGCCAUUCCCGGGUUUUUGGGUUACUGGCCGUUCGGAAUUUCCUGGUGCAACGUCUACGUAACGUGUGACGUCCUCGCCUGUUCAGCCAGCAUAAUGCACAUGUGCUUCAUAUCGUUGGGCCGCUACCUUGGAAUCAGGAAUCCGCUAAAAACGAGGCAUAUAUCGACAAAACGUCUCGUUGGGUUCAAAAUUGCCGCCGUUUGGCUCCUCGCCAUGUUGGUUUCCAGCUCGAUCACCGUUUUAGGGUUAAUCAACCCUCGGAACAUAAUGCCGGAGCCUGGCCUCUGCGUGAUAAACAAUCGGGCGUUCUUCGUUUUCGGGUCCCUGAUCGCCUUCUACAUUCCCAUGAUCGUUAUGGUCACCACGUACGCGUUGACGGUACAGCUGCUUCGAAAGAAGGCACGAUUCGUCGCCGAGCACCCGGAGGGCGAUCAGUUUCGACGCCUCGGCGGCCGGUUUGCAGCGACAAAAACCCCGACGACACCCUCCAGGUCUUCGACCCUCUCCACUCGUCAUCUAUGGAGAACAUCCGGCGGCAGCGGAAGCAGUGACAGAAACUUGAGCAUGAGGGGCAGCACCUCGCAGCCUCAGCUCAACUUCUCAAUGAACAGCCCUGGUACCCCAGAUCACGUCGUUCCGGCCUCUAGAGGUGGGCGAAAAGUCGACCAGGGCACUCAGACGCCAGAAAACAUCGCCAGGGAAACUAGGAACUUCAAGCUUCGCACCCUAAAAUUGCAACUGAACGUCACACCAACUGCACUCAAUCUCAGAUUUCUGGCGGGGCGAACGAAGCGGAGAUCGCUGGCUGCGAACGCGGUAGCGACUGAACAAAAGGCAAGCAAAGUGCUUGGCCUGGUGUUUUUCACUUUUGUCCUCUGCUGGACGCCGUUUUUCGUCCUUAACAUUCUCUUCGCCGUUUGUCCACGCUGCUCGGUGCCCUCACACGUCGUGGACACCUGUCUCUGGCUUGGUUACGUUUCGUCGACGAUAAACCCGGUCAUUUACACCGUCUUCAACCGCACCUUUCGAGCCGCCUUCAUACGACUUCUCAAAUGCAAGUGUUCCAGGCUGGCCAGGCCACCGAGAUACCGGUCAGUCACAGAAGGCGGAAGAGGCGCCAUGGGGCUCUGCACUCCAAGCAGCCUGCCGUUGGCUAUCAGUCUUCAGGGAACGCCGCUUCUGACGCCAGCCUCCAACCCGGCGACGACACCGGCCUCGGGAAGCUCCUACGUCACGGUGAUGCACAGGACCCCGAGUUCCCUUUACCGCGACACCUUCCUCGUCCACGAGCAUGACCAUGACCACGAACACUACCGUGACCACAGUUGUUGAGUGAUCCCGAUCAGUCCCGAUCAGGCGAUAAUCAUUCGCGGUAAAGAGGUCACAGGUUCCCCAUGCAGGGAGCUGCACCUUAUAUUCGAUACUUCGCUUGACUCGCAGGAUCGGGAAUUUGGUCUUGUUCUCGAAAAAAGGACGCCAGUCAUCGCUUUCAUUGAGUGAGCCAGCCCUUAUGGAUUCGUCUGCGGUAUUCGAAUGGUAACUUACCGACAGUAACAAUUAUAACAGAUCAGUACGCGAUCUAUAGCGCCGGUACAGCUGACUGACGUAUCGACGAAGAUAUUCUGCCCUCUUUUAUUUGAGGCGCUAGAAAGAGACCAUGUAUCUACUGUUAUUGAUCAGACAUUACAGACAACCUCACUUGCCGACUGAAACUGCGAGUUAUGUAAAUUACCGACGAGAAGUUAGCAGAGUUUGGAGUCUUUAUGGUAGGAUAUGGGGAUAUGGUUAAUCGCUGCCAGGUAGACACUUAAUA